AGAGAAAUGGAAAAACUGUCGAAACAGUAGGCAUUCAUUCGCAUUUUCCCGCUGCUACAAUGUAAAAUUAUUACUGAAUGCCUUUUUUUGGCUUUUUGGAACCUCUUCAUAAUAAACCUUUAAUGCGUUUUGGGGACAACUGUAAUGUUGGAUUGUACGAAAUUUAAGACUUGAUCAAUAUAGCGUGGGUUAUGUAGCCUAUUCACCCGAUUCCUGGAAUCCAAUUCUUAGGCCAAAUAAAUAGCGAACCUAUAGUGGACAAGUAGUGUGUAAUAAUGUGGACCUAAAUAGCCCUUACCGAUAGUCAGCAGUUUAAAUACACCACGCACUGUGCUUCAUGGACAGGGGUUAAUUUCACGGAAAGCUCACAGAUGACGAGAUGCUGCGCAGUAGCACAGGACUCGGGGAAAAACCAAGGGGUGUUACGGCCAGCCGUGAGAGAGAGGGCGGGGCAACAGCGUUUAGAAGAGAACGUGUUUUUAACCGACUGUAAUCUGAUCCCACUAACAUUGGCUUGGUUUUGAAAAGCGGUGUAGCGGUCAAGACCAGACUUCCGUGCAGCAGCAGUGGCAUCAACCUUCACUAUUUGCGGUAGGAAUGAGGCUAACAUUUCGGCUGGAUCCCAACACGCAAUGAACCUUAAAAUUGGCAAAUCAUACUGCAGGCAAUGCGUUGUAAAAUAAGCGGCUGUUAGGGGAAAGGGACAUGCUAUGAUGACCAUGUCGCCACGGAGGAGCGGAAUACCCUCAUGACAAUGGGAGCAUGACGUAGGAUAUCUUUUAUUUUUUUUCUCUGUGCUUUUGUUUAGUUUUAUUUUAACACCGCCGUGUCUAUAGAAAUGGGAACAACAUUGCUAUUCCCCAUGAAGAAUCAUAUAACCAAUAUGGGAGAGUGGUCUUUUGAAUAGGACGGCCAGCGGAAAUACAGAGGCUGAGUUCUUGUCAAUGUGAACCCAAGGAGCAAACGUUUGGAUUAUUUCAUAUUUUCCAUGUUUUCAGGGUAUAAAAUGAAUUCUUUUAUUUAUUAUUCCGACGCUUCAUCCAUUCCCGGUGCUGCUGCAAUCCCUGUAAAUGCCCAGGCUGCCGGACCUGGUGUAGUGGUAACCAGUGGCCUCCGUAAUGAUUUGGGUUCCAACAUCCAUGUGUUGAAAACGCUCAACCUCCGCUUUCGUUGUUUUCUUGCCAAAGUCCAUGAAUUAGAACGCAGGAAUAAGUUACUAGAGAAUCAACUACAACAGGCUUUACAACAAGCUCGCUACAAAGCACUUUUUUGUCGCGAGCAAGCCACUCAAACGUUUGACACUGCCUUGGACUUUCCCAUAGCGGGACACCUCAGACAGUCGCGGUAUCCUGGUAGGAUAUGGAAUUUCACCCAGGUUAGAAGAUAUGGGGAACGGUUCGAAACCCUCCACAGCCCCGGAAUUUCUUGGAUGUAUCCAGAUGGUAUUGGGGUUCAGGUUGACACCAUCACUCCAGAACUGCGGGCCUUGUACAACGUUUUGGCCAAAGUCAAGCGAGAGAGAGAUGAAUACAGAAGAAAAUGGGAGGAAGAAUUGUCCAGACGGCAGCAGAUGGAGUCUAUGGUGGAGACAUUACAGGAGAAUGCCCACGAGUCGGAUGCCGUCCAGGAGGAGCUCUCAGAGAAGGUUGAGCGUCUUAAAACAGAGCUGGUGGUCUUCAAGAGCCUCAUGACAGAUGAUCCUCAACAGCAAAAUCAGCGGCUCGCUAGGGCUCCCCGUUUAAGUCAACUAGAGGCCGCCUGGAGAAACGAGGAGCUGAAAGAAAUGUCCGAUCUGGACACUAAGAUCCAGGAGAAGGCGAUGAAGGUGGACAUGGACAUCUGCCGACGCAUCGACAUCACCGCUAAGCUGUGUGACGUGGCCCAGCAGAGGAACUCCCAAGACAUGAGCAAGAUGUUCCCCAUCAGUUCCUCCAGGGCACCUCCAGACCAGAGCAAGGGGGCCAUGGUGUGCAGGAAGAAAGAGCCCAAGCCGGUGUCUGACGAGGAAGGCCAGGAGCUGGAGCUGGCGUUAGCGCUCGAGGCCCCUCCAGAAGAAGAGGUGCCGGGGUCUGUCAACAUCACAGACGAGAUGAAACGCAUGCUCAACCAGCUAACUGUCUCAGAUAAUUCCUCUGUUGCCAGGCGGGAGACGUUUGACUUUGACGAUGACUGUGACAGUCUGACCUGGGAGGAGAAUGAGGAGACGCUGCUGCUGUGGGAGGACUUCUGCAACUACAACGCCCCCGGCACCAUGGCCUGCGGUGGUCAGGGAGACGCCCAAGACACAGUGUCCAAUGAUACCAGCAUUGGCAGAUUGAUUGAUGAGACUGAAACGCUGUUCAAGGACAGAGAUAAGGAAUAUCAGGAGACCAUGGGACAGAUUGAGGAGGAGCUGGCCACUGCCAAGAACGACAUGAACCGCCACCUGCACGAGUACAUGGAGAUGUGCAGCAUGAAGCGGGGGCUGGACGUGCAGAUGGAGACCUGCAGGAGACUCAUCAAAGGCUCCGGGGCCAACGGCACAGACGGGAGCUCUCCCUCAUUCAGCUCCGCAGCAAGCAGCGACUCAGGGAACACCGACGAGAACCAGGAAGAGCUGGAGAAAGACGGGGAAAGAGAUGGGGAGACGGAUGGAGAGAAAGACGGACAGAAAGGAAGCGACAAAGACGAAGUGGACACGGAGGGAGAGAAAACAAGCAAAGGUGCACAGACUGAGACGGAGACACAGAAGGAGCAUGAGAAUGAGGGACAAACUAACGAGGACAGCAGAUGAUGCCUCUGUCCAUGUUGUCCAUGUUGUCCACGCUCCAUAACUCUCUGCCCAAAACAUUUAUCUCGAUUUUCUUUUCUAAUGAGUCCGAAGCGCAAGUAUUGGUGCUUUAAAAAAUAAAUAAAGAAAACUGUGGGAAUCUCUCAAAUCUCCUGCUUCAGAGGCUUCAAGCAGGCGAAACGCAGACAAGAUGGCGUUUCAGCUGCAGACUCCUUCUCACACUGCACUGCCAUAGCAUGGCUACACACCAUUCACUCCUGUUUGGCUCCAACUGCCAUCAUGGUCCAGCAGUAGUAGUUAACAGAGAGAAGAGAAUGCCCAACAGAGGCAGAUUGGAAGUCAUAGUUGGUCAAAGCCAUGUGCCUCUGACAUAAACUUGUGAUUUGGACAGGUGUGUAUCACCUGUGCAGGGAACUUCGGGUGAUGAUGUGCGAACCUUCCUUAUUCACGUGUAUGUCACUUUUGGUGUAUGCACUGUAUGCUGAGCCAUACUGGCAGGCCAACACACAUCAGAGCUACAAUCACUGUUAAACCAUUCUCACCCACCUGAAAAGAAAUCUGCUGUGGCUACCUGAUUACCUGGUAGGCAACCAUCCCGGUCGUCUGUGAUGUGAAAUGUUGAAGGCCAAUUCAGACAUUUCAUUCAAAACACAUCCAAGACAAUCUUGUCCUGUUGAGCUCUUGAUGAUAAUAAUAAUCAGGGGAUCCUCUCGGAAAAGGCUCUGGUAGUGCUGUGUUGCCAUGCAAGCGAUGGGAGUGUCCGUGCUGUUGUGUGCAAAUGUGUGUGGAGCUCAGACCCGCAGCAGUGCCUCACCCAUUCUGGCACCACCAUCGCUCAACUAAAGAAAUAGGAUCACUGUGUACCGAGUACUAUGCAAUAAGCUUGCCUUAUUUUGAAACUAACUUUUCCUGUCGAUGUAAUUCCGUCUCUUUUGUUGCCGGGCAGAUUUUUUUCUGCAUCUGUUAACAGAAAUGCCUUUUUUUUAAAGUGGGCUUCUUUGUUAUGGGAUUAUGGCCAUGAAUUGAAAAACUCAUGUCAGAAGAUCUUCAUUCCAAAGUAAAGCCACUGUGCCUACUAACACUAAUACCCACGUAUACUCCUCUGUCUCCAGUUUCUAUAGCCUUAUUGCAUUGGCUCAUAUUAUUUCCUGCUCACUGUAGCAUAUUUGGCUGUAUACUCUACAUGCCUGCUUGACCUAUGUUGGAUGUGUUGCUCAUGUUAUUUCACACUGUUUAACAACAAUGAUUUGAUUAAAGUUUUCAUCAAAUCAUGGUUCUGAAUGUUAUAACAGUAUGUUUUCAUAUGUGAUG
Clupea harengus (Atlantic herring) is the source of this 4081-nucleotide messenger RNA. It is a transcript of the gene iffo2a, whose product is annotated as intermediate filament family orphan 2a. Lineage: Eukaryota; Metazoa; Chordata; Actinopteri; Clupeiformes; Clupeidae. The record is from RefSeq and is a predicted model, not a curated record.